Messenger RNA from Sebastes umbrosus (honeycomb rockfish), 1112 nucleotides. It is a transcript of the gene sfr1, whose product is annotated as SWI5-dependent homologous recombination repair protein 1. Gene Ontology annotation, biological process: double-strand break repair via homologous recombination; positive regulation of DNA-templated transcription. The record is from RefSeq and is a predicted model, not a curated record. The transcript is spliced from 3 exons. NCBI's taxonomy places the organism in Eukaryota, Metazoa, Chordata, Actinopteri, Perciformes, Sebastidae. The coding region runs from base 305 to 955 and encodes 216 amino acids. Gene Ontology annotation, cellular component: Swi5-Sfr1 complex.
AGGUUUUCUUGAGCUGCAAAAAUAAGGAAAACAAGAAAAAGCUCACACCCAUCGCGUUCAGUUUUGUAUCUUUGUAUCGCCUUUUGUGACACACGUUUUGGUUUCUAACAAGCUGUUUUGAAAGCGUCCAUCAAUGCAUGUGAUUGGGUGUUCGUGUUAGUUUUGUUUUGACGUGUUUUGUUGAGGAAAAGCUAGGGAAGUAGCUAAUGCUCUAUGGGCUAACUCAGUACCCCUAACGUGGCUGUACGUCAAACACAACAACAACAACAACGUGGCUGCACAUGAGUCAAAGGAAGUUUCACAGAUGGAGAUCACUCCCAAAGCAGCCAAAUUAAACCCAGUGUAUUCUUCACCUUGUAGUUCAGUGGAGCCAAGCCCCUGUGAACUUAAAGAGGAAAAGCAUCAUCAAAAGCUGAGUUCCUCACUGAGGGAGAGGCUGAAGAGAUCAAGGCGCUCCUUCACCUCGCCCUCCUCUGUGGCCAAACGCCUUUGUGUUGAUGAUGUUGAUGAUGAGGAGGAGAAUGGCCAACAAGUUUCAGCAGAUUCCCAGGAGACGGUUAAUAAUCCUCCACUGAUCGUGCCCAAUGUCGACGUAAACAGACAUGAAGAGACAACAGGGAGUGAAAAGAUUUCUGGACCCAUUCCCGGACCAACGCAUCCUCCUUCCGAAGACUUUGCACAACAACGAGACCAACUGAGGAAGGAGGUUAAAGACAAGAUGGAGACUCUGCGCAGACUCAAGAUGGUUAAAAUGUACAGGAGCAAGAACGAUUUAACACAGCUCCAAACCUUGGUUGACAAGUGGAGGAGUUGUGCUCAGGAUGCGCUGUACGAGCUCCAGUCAGAUGUUCCCAUAGACGGACGAAAGAGCAGCCUGUCGGGGCUCAUUGACCUCUUCGGUCUGGAGGACGGCAUUCUGCACUUUGACCGCACUGAGGAGGACUUCACUACCUAAUAAAUGUGCUUUAAAACAAUCACAUUUCAAAUGUUUCUGUUAGCUAAUUGUUUUAUUUGUUGCUGCUAUACUAGAUUUAUUCGCAGCUUAAGUUGUACUUUUCAUGUUAAGUAUACUCGCUAAGAGAAGUGUAAAUAAAAUGGUGUUAUCUGUUGAA